CUGAAACGAAAUAUUCUAGUGCGGAGUCACGGUUUCUAGGGAGACAGAUGGAGAGAAAUAGGAGGAGCGGAUCCAUGCAAAUCUCAUGGAUAUAUUGUGUCUAUUAUACUUAGCAUCUGAAGUAUGAACACUGUGGUAUUGUGGAUUUAUGUCUUAUCAGUAUGACAAACCCACAGUCUACUUGGCUGAAGCCAUGCUGUGGUAGACGUGCCACAGUUUGUCAUGUGUUUUUACUCAGUGCUGGUGUUAACAGUUUCCUGGUGGCUUGUGUGAUUCUGGUGGUGAUUUUGAUGACCGUGGAACUGCUAAUAGACACAAAGCUACUUCAGUGUAAGUCAGCAUUCCAAUUCAUCCCAAAUAUCCACUGGCUAAGCUGGGUCAUUUGAACACUUUUCUUUAGUCUUACUGUAUUACGGAUUAUUAUACUUGGUAUUUGGGACUACAUUGAAAACAAAAUUGAGGUGCUGGAUGGGGCUCUGAUUGUUCUGUCUUUGGCUCCAAUGGUAGCCUCUACUAUUGCUAAUGGUCCAAGUAGUCCAUGGGAUGCCAUCAGUCUCUUUAUUACUUUACGUAUAUGGAGGGUGAAGAGAAUUAUUGAUGCAUAUGUCCUGCCUGUGAAAAUGGAGUUGGAAAUAGUUGUGCAGCAGUAUGAAAAAGCUAAACUCAUCCAGGAGGAGCAGCUGGACAGACUGACUCAAAUGUGCCAAGAGCAAUCUUUUGAAAUCAGGCAGCUGAGGGCUCACCUUGCACAGCAGGACUUGGAUCUGGUUGCAGAGAGAGAGAGAGCCUUAAAACUUCCCCAUCAAUUACAGAAACAAAGUGAUAGGUUCAAGGUCAUGGGAAACAGAGAUUCAGAUGAUGAUGCAACAGAAAAUAUAUCUGAACUGGCUCACGAAGUAAUUAUGAAGGACGACAUGAACAAUUACAUCACACAGUAUUACAAUGAGCCUAGCAGUGAGAGUGGUGUUCCUGGGAACUGCAUCAUCACUACAGCAGCAAUUGAUGUUCAUCAUCACCCAACCAUAUCCUCUGACCUCUACUCUGCAGAAGUUCCAAUGAAUUCAGAUCAGAACAGUACCUCUAGCAGUAUGACUUCAGUAAGUGUGUCCAGGUCUCCGGAAAGUUCAGAAACAUUGGCACAGAGCAUCAGUAGUCAAGUAUUCUGCUCCUCCACUGACUGCAGCACAAGGGAAGACUCAACACAUUAUAGUCCUUUAGCACGAGUGAUCAGACACACUGCAAAUAAUGUCAUGGCUCAAGAACUCUUACUACCUGAAGAUCCAACCUGUAUACAAAAAGGAAUCGAUCCAGUCAACCUUCACCUAAAUAAUUAUUCAGCAUUAUGCAGGUCUAGUGCCAAACAUGGGCAUGGCAUCAGCAUCUACAACAGGGUAAAUCAGGAGAAAUUUGGAAUGUUUCAUGAGAAGCCGGUGCUUCCACUGAAUCUACCACUUUUAGAAAGUAAAUAUACAGACACAGAGCUAAAAUAAGACUCAACACUAUAUGUUUCCUCAAGGACAGACCAUUCUGAAUUUCUACCAUUUCAAAGCUAUCUUGCUCUGUUAUCAAGAGCUAUUAUUACCAAAUUCAUAAUUAUUAGGAAUUCCGUUCUUUGAUUAAUAGACUGCCAGACCCAUCAGAUAUAGAUGGGAAAAUAAAUCAUUAACACUUGAUCAUGUUCAUUAGAAAUGGAAUUCCAGUUUGUUAAUUAAGUGGUAGUCAACUUGUUUGGUGUAGAAUAUUAGACUUAGGGCAGUGGGUCCAUGAAUUCAAUUCCCAACACAAGUAGUAUUUAUUACAGUAAGGGGAUUUAAGCAUAUGUUUUGUAAUAGACUGUCCUGACCAUAAGAAAAAGACCACACACACUAAGGUUUUAACACAAAGCAGACUAGAUCAAAUAAGCAGUGCUUCUCUGAUUUAGACUGUAGGUCUCUACAUUAAAUGCAUGAUGUUAUGAAUACAGAACUUGAAAGGAACAUUACACUCUACAUAUUAGCCCUAAAAUAUGCAGCAACUGAUAUUUACUGUGAAACAUCAGUAUUAGUAUAUUGUUUACUAAGCAUAUUUCAUAUUUUUAUUUAGAUUUUGUACAAAUACUGCAAUAUUUUUGAAUGCACAAAACAUUUUCAGCCAUAUUUGGUAAAGGCACUAAUAAAGCAACUAUUUUAGUUACUAGCAAACGCUGCUAUAUUUGCAUCAGAAGCUCAGUUAAUGUAAACUGAAUAAUUCAAUAUGAUGGAAAUGCCUAAUAACUUGACUCAAGGGUAAAGUGUGGUACUGGAGAAUACAAAACCAGGCAUUAUGGCCAACAGUAGUACCUAUGAUACUCUGGGAUCUCAUUAAAUCUCAUUGGGAUUUAUAUCCCAUCCAAUCACUUUAACCAGGUACCAUAUAAAACAUUGUAAUUUAUAUAAUUUCAUUAUUUAUUAAAUCUAACUAGAUUAUAGUAGAUCAUUAGUAAUGUGGUAUGUGCUUAAAUGAAUUUGGUAUUUAAAGGGUUUCCAUAUAUAUGGGAAUUGACUUGGUUGCAAUGUAAUAUAUUUAUAAACCAAAAUGCUACUGCCCCACCCCGAUACUUGUUUUUCAGUUUGUGGUUAUAUGGAAUGAGGCACUAAAAAGAAUUAUACAGGGAGGGGGAUUAGCUUUUUUUAAAAUGUUAUUACAAUUACAUAGCAUUUCAACACUGACUAAAGAAACCAAAACCUAAUAUAAAUGUAAAUUCACAGAAAUAAGACAAUAGCGGUUCUAGAACUUAAUAUUGGGGGAGCUAAAAAAAAAAAAUAUAGUGAAGUGGUUGAAAGACAGCACACACAUAUAUAUAUGGAGCCCUUCACAGCUCAAUGGAGGUGCUACACAUUUAGAAAUGUAGAAUAUAGUAUAGCAGCAAUAAAAGCCUUUGUAACUACUUUCUGAAUGCAAAUGUUCUUAUUACUGUCGCAGUAAAGUAAGCAGCAGGGCUCAUGGUAAAUAGCACAAUCCUUAGGAACGAUAUAUGGUGUAAAGUUCAGCUGGGUUGGAUGGUGUGUUUAUACCGUAUGGUAUUUGUGUAAUCUGCACCUACAAUACCGAUAAUAAAUUAGGCAAAGGUGUUGGGUGGGAGACAUUUUACCAUGAUCCUCUUGCCAAAUUGAUUUAACCUCUUAAGGACAUAUGACAGAAUUUUUCCGUCAUAAAACAAUUGAGCAAACUGAAAUCUGUGUCCUUAAAGGGUUAAAAAUCAUCCAAUUUACAGGGAAAACACCUUGCUGUUUACUCUUCGGAUCUACAGGAACCCUGACUUUUUCCUACCACAUUUCUAGCGUGUGUAUAUGUGGUACAUUUUACAGUAGGAAUACUCUAGCAAUGUGCAAGUAUUUCAGUUUCACAAAUACACAUUCAUUAUUAUUAUUUUUAUUGCAGGAUAUGAACAUUUCUCGUGUUGCUGAUAUUUGUUAAGAAUGUCUUAAUGUUUGUCAGAUUAUAAGGAUUAUUGUGAUGGAGAAUCAUGUUGUCAUUUCUUCUUCAGAAUUUCUGUCAUUUCUGGAACAGCCUAAAAAUGAAAUAAAAUAAAAAAAAUUAGUUAAAGUUUA
Molecule: messenger RNA, 3569 nt
Organism: Bombina bombina (fire-bellied toad)
Lineage: Eukaryota; Metazoa; Chordata; Amphibia; Anura; Bombinatoridae
Gene: TMEM266
Product: transmembrane protein 266
Exons: 12
Cellular component (GO): plasma membrane
Molecular function (GO): voltage-gated channel activity
Source: RefSeq, a predicted model, not a curated record